Zeugodacus cucurbitae (melon fly) is the source of this 2263-nucleotide messenger RNA. RefSeq names its product cytochrome P450 4d1. The record is from RefSeq and is a predicted model, not a curated record. Gene Ontology annotation, molecular function: heme binding; monooxygenase activity; iron ion binding. NCBI's taxonomy places the organism in Eukaryota, Metazoa, Arthropoda, Insecta, Diptera, Tephritidae. The transcript has 4 exons. Bases 1 to 1554 code for a protein of 517 amino acids.
AUGUUUGCUGUUGUCGUGACACUCGUCAUCAGUUCCUUUGGCGCAUUGCUCACUUACUGCUAUGCAAAAUAUGGACGUCUCUACGCCUUAGCCAGCCGUUUUACCGGUCCACCGGCAUUGCCCCUCAUCGGCAAUGCGCUCACCUUUGCUAAUAUCAAAGCAGAUGAGUUUGUACGUCUCGGCUGGGAAAUGAUUGAAAAGUAUGGUAAGACGUAUCGCUUGUGGCUCGGUACCGAGUUGGUUAUAGUCAUGCAGGAUCCGAACGACAUUGAAGUUUUGCUCAGCUCAAAUAAACUGACAGUUAAAUCGGAUCAAUAUCGUUGCUUGAAAUGCUGGUUGCACGAUGGAUUGCUGCUGUCGCAUGGAUGUAAAUACCAACAGCGUCGUAAACUCGUAUCACCGACAUUCCACUUCAAGAUGCUGGAAGACUUUCUCAGUUCGUUUCAGAAACAUUCAAUGGUGUUGGUGCAGCAAUUGAACGAACUAUGCGCUGAAGGUCGACCCUUUGAGCUGCGCCACUUUUUGGGUUUGUGCACGUUGGAUACGAUUUGCGAUACUGCGAUGGGUGUACAUAUACAGACGCAACGUAAUGCGGAUUGUGAAUACGUUAAGGCAUUGGAAAGUCUCGUGGGAAUAAUACACCUACGCAUGUACGAUCUGAAAUAUUACUUUGAUUUCAUCUUUCGCUGCACAUCGAAAGCAAAAGAAGCUAAACGAGCACUUGCCGUAAUAAAUGAUUUCGCGGAACAGGUAAUACUGCAGCGACGCAACGAGUUGAUGCACGCGCCGAAGGAACAACAAGUGCUCGAAGCGGACAAUCAGCAAACGGCUGGUUCAAAACGCAGGAAAACUUUAUUGGACAUUCUACUAAACUCUACUAUCGAUGGCCAGUCGCUGAGCAAUGUCGAUGUACUCGAGGAGGUGCAAUCAUUCAUAUUCGCCGGUCACGAUACGCUAUCCUCGGCGUUAAUGUUCUUCUUCUACUGUAUAGCCACGAAUCGUGAGUGGGAGCGCAAAUGCUACGAGGAGAUACGCAGCGUUUUCGGUACUGAAAUUGACGCGAUCUCGGUCAGUCGCGAGCUCCUCAAUCGGUUGCACUACGUGGAUUUGUGCAUUAAGGAGUCGCUGCGCAUGUAUCCACCGGUGGCGCUGAUCGGACGCAAAGCCUUGGAAGAGACCAAAAUUAAUGAUCACAUAAUACCGGCCGGCGCAAAUAUUGGCUUUUCACCUUUGAUCUUUGGUCGUCUAUCUGAAGUUUAUGACGAUCCGAACACAUUCAAACCGGAACGCUUCGAGGAGGUGGCGUGUGAAAAUAGCGCAAAACUAAAUCCGUAUACGUUCACCUCAUUUUCGGCGGGUCCACGUAGUUGUCUGGGUCAAAAAUACGCCAUGCUGCAGAUGAAAGUGACAGUAGUGUAUAUUUUACUUAGUUUCAACAUGGAAUAUGCAGGCGAUGCUACGCAGGAGCUCAAACUAUCAAAUGAAGUGACCAUGCGUACGAAAGAUCCGCUAAUGUUUACGGUACGACCACGUGACGUAAAAAGUGUAAAUUAGUGGUGUAAAACAUUCCAUUAAUGACGAUGAAGUGUGCAGAAUAGUGUUAAUUUAGAGUAUAUUUAAUUUUUUUUUAGGGGUAGUUAAUUUGGUAUUAAUUCGAAAAUUAAUACCAUCUGAAAGUUUUGAAUUUUACUAAAUUUUGGCAAAAAAUCUAAAAUUUAGAAUUUUUGUAUUUUCCGGUAUUAAAUUUUUUUAAAAUAAUUAGUGUUAUAUAUAUUAUUGCUUUAUAUGCGACAGUAUCGAAAUAUUGCAGUAGAAAUAUUAAAAAUUUAAGUAAAAAACGAUUUUUUAGAACAAAAAAAAAUAAAAAAAAUAUGUAAAAUGACGAAAAUAUAUUAAUACAAUAAAUGUUUGAUAACUAAUUUUUAUAAAAAACAUAUAGCAGUGAAUUAAAAAUAAGCGAAGUGCUGAAAAAAGUGUUAAACAAGUAUUUUCGGGAUUUUUCCAAAAAAUUCUUUCCUUAGGAAAAAUAUUAUUUUUAUGCAAAAACAGCUGAAUGGCACCAAUCGAGCGAAAUCACGUGCUAAAAAAGCUGCGCCAAAUUCGUGAUUUCGGGAUUGAUUUUCACAAAAAAAAAAUAAAUUUCCUUCCAAAAGCAUUAUUUUUAUGCAAAAACAAUUUAAUUGCACCAAUAAUGAAAAAUCCCGAACCAAUCCCGAUCAUCGAAAUCGAGAUUUCGGGAUUUUCACUAAAAAAUUAAUUUUUU